This is a messenger RNA of Daphnia pulicaria, 2805 nucleotides long. RefSeq names its product squamous cell carcinoma antigen recognized by T-cells 3-like (gene Rnp4F). Lineage: Eukaryota; Metazoa; Arthropoda; Branchiopoda; Diplostraca; Daphniidae. The transcript has 12 exons. Gene Ontology annotation, biological process: RNA processing. The record is from RefSeq and is a predicted model, not a curated record. Gene Ontology annotation, molecular function: RNA binding; protein binding. Bases 133 to 2736 code for a protein of 867 amino acids.
CAACAUCGAUUGAAUGUUGUGUUGUCUUUGAAAUUAACCCAACACCCCCAAAACUCGCUCUCAAAUUAUUAAAGAAUUACGUAUACAGUACAAGUGUUUGUAUUUAUACAUAUACACAAAAAGAGCUUCGUGAUGGAUGUCCAGCAGAGUUUUGCUGAGGAAGAUGAGACUGAAGAAAUGAGUUUUGAAGGCAAUGACAACCCUAAUGGGUCAGACAGCUCUGAUUCUGAUGAUUCAGAAAAAGAAAGGGAAGAGCAUUAUGUUCUCGAGAGAAGAAUUGUUGAACUAAGAAAAGAACUCGCAAAAUCUCCAAAUGCCUACAACACACAUGUUGAACUGAUCAGUUCUCUACAAAAACUUGGGGAACUAGAUCAGUUGAGAUAUGCCAGAGAAUCUAUGCAUGCCAUUUAUCCUCUGACUGAAGAACUAUGGCUUGACUGGCUAAGAGAUGAAAUUAAACUUGGAUUAACAGAUGAAGACAAAAACAAAAUUGAAUUACUGUUUCAAAGGGCAACAGAGGACUACUUAAGUAUUGAUAUUUGGGUGGAAUACAUCCAGUUUUGUCUUGCUGGAAUGGAUAUUGGAGGUGUUGAAGCAUUGAAAAAAAUUAGAGCAGUUAUGGAAGAAGCCAUUCGACAUGGAGGACUUCAUGUUGUAAAGGGGGCUUUGCUGUGGGAUUCUUAUCGUGAUUUUGAAAUGGCGGUAUAUCAAACAACUAAAGGUGAAAGUGAAACUGAGAAGACCAGUCAAGCCCAAAAAAUCACGCAUUUGUUCAACCGUCAACUCUCAGUUCCCUUGCUGGAUAUGGAGCGAACUUGGACAGAAUACAAUGAGUGGCUUCAGAUUUUGGAUCAGAAAAUUGAACCACAUGUCAAAGCCACUUAUGACAAAGCAAAGGGACAAAUGGAAAAGAUAGCACCCAUAGAAGACACCCUGAUAAUCGCUGUUGAAAACGACCACAAGGUUGCAGCUUACCGUACGUAUUUGGAUCUCGAGAUGAAUGAAUUUAAAGAUCCUGCUCGCAUUCAAGCGCUUUUCGAGCGUAUUGUUGCCGAGAUGCCGCUGUAUGACUCAUUCUGGAACGAUUAUUGCAAGUUCGUCGAUCAUCAAUUCAAAGCCGCAGAAACCACUUUUGCCAUUUUUAAACGAGCAAUCCGCAACUGUCCGUGGAACGGACCCAUCUGGUCUGAGUACAUCUUGGCUGCCGAGCGCUACAAAAAAGAGGAUGGAUUCAUUGCAGGUUUAGUAGAGAAGGCUUUCAAUGCGGGACUAGCAACAGCGGCCGAUUUGCUGUCCGUUUGGAUGAGUUUCAUUGAAUACCUUGUACGAAAAUGCACAUGGGGUGACAGUGACAAUGAGAACAUCGUUCAACUUCGUGAAGCUUUUACACGAGCAACAGAACAUUUGGAUCAAACUUAUGAUGUCGAAGGAGACCCGGAGUGUACACUGCUACAAUAUUGGGCAUAUUUCGAAGCAAAAAAGCUGAAUAAUAUGCCCAAAGCUCGAGAGCUCUGGAGUAAGAUUAUAAGCCGAGGACACAGUAAAUCUGCUCAGUGGUGGCUGGCUCGUGUUCAGUUUGAAAGAACACACGAUAACAAUAAUGAAGAAGUCCGCAAAUUAUUUACGAAGAGUCUAAAUGGAGUCUCUUCGUCCGAUUGGCCAGAGUUGAUCGUUAAGCAAUGGCUGCAAUUUGAACGCGAAGAAGGAGACUUACAAACCAUGGAUAUCGCUAAACAGAGGUGUGAAGCUCGGAUGAAGAAGGUCAAUAAAGAAAGAGAGGGGCAAACGGUUCAAGAAGUAGAAACGGCUAAAGGUAGGAAACGAGGAAAGAUUGAAGAUGGGAAAGAAUCGAAACCCGUGCCUGCCAAAAAACCAAAAAUAAGCCAUGAUGCCGCAGCAACUAGUACGAAAGUUGUUCCCAAAAAGAAAGUUGAACCUAAAGUAAACGCCACCGAACCUGCUAGCAAGCCCGUUGUCAUUCCUAAACCGGUUACCGAUCCUUCCCGUCAUGCCAAUACGGUCUUUUUAAGCAAUCUGGCCUACGAAACAUCUGAACAAGAUGUACGCAACAUGAUGAGUUCUUCCGGCACCAUAACGGACAUACGUCUUGUUCUGGACUACAAACAACGUUGCAAAGGAUUUUGUUUUGUCGAAUUUUCUUCACAAGACGAAGCGAGAGCAGUUCUGAAGCGAGACCGUGAGCUUAUGAAAGGACGACCGGUUUUCAUGUCUCCAAGCGAACCGGACGCAGCAUUGAAGCAUCCAGCUUUCAAGUACCAGUCAACAUUAGAAAAGAAAAAACUGUUUAUCAAAGGCUUAGCUUUCACUACUACUAAAGAAGACUUGGAAGCUCUAUUUAAAAAAUUUGGAAUUCUGAAGGACGUUCGAUUAGUAACGUUACGGAACGGAAAGCCCAAAGGUCUGGCUUACGUUGAAUUCGAAGAUGAAGUUUCAGCGACGAUGGCUAUGAACCAGACAGACGGAACUACUUUCCAGGACAAAGUUUUGACGGUUGCGUUAAGCAAUCCACCUCCACGUCGCGAAGACAGAAACCUGGACAAGGAUGAAUUAUCUUUGGGUGGCGGAACACGGGUAAGGAGAACGCAAGUGUCGUUUGUUCCAAACGCCGUCCUUCGCCAGACAUCUCAGUCUUCCACCAUGCCGCCACCCGUCAGUGUUCCCGCCAGUGCUUCGAAGAGCAAUGCCGAUUUCCGGUCUAUGCUUCUAAAGAAAUAAUUUGAAAAUGACAUUGAAAUGGCACGAAUAAAUAAAAAAUGGACUGAUCAACAUUUAAUGGCACUUUAA